AUCCUAAAAAAAUACGUGACUUGAUGAAUGUUGAAGGGCUUACAAGGGAAAAUGUAGCUAGCCAUUUGCAGAAAUACAGACUUAGUCUCAAACGACCGUCUAAACAGGCUAAAGUAGAUGCUGCACUAGAUCCUCUCCAGCAAAAGGGUUCAGUACGUGGAUAUGGAGAUUUUUGCACCUUACCUGGAUCAAGAAGAAUCUUAAGUAGCACACUGCCAACAUAUGCAUCUAGUGGCAUGUUUUGUCGGCUGAACGCACCAUCUAGUUUGAACUUUAGACGAAUGAGUCCUUCUGCACCAGUCCCACCACUUCAGUCUCAAAACAUUCUCAGUUUCAAGCAGCCGAUGUUUUCUGCAAGUGAAAGCUUGAGUUUUUCCCAGGGUGUUCGAACAUCGGCGGAAAUUAACCAGUUUCAGCGGAACAUUUAUCCGCUUGGUAACAAGAAUUUAAAUCCAAUUGAUUAUACAAGUGCUUUUACAGUUUCUUCUGGCUUCCAAGACAUCAGAGAUACUGUUAAUAAUGCAAAUAGUUCUCUUUCUUGCAUCUCAAGCAAUAACCUAUCAACACAUAAUUCAGGAGCAUUUGUAAAUCACUCUUCUGUUGGAGGGGCUUACGUGGAACCAAAAUCUUUUAAUCCUGCUACAUAUGGUUCAUCUAACUUUGCUUCCAAUCCUUCUCCAUUGAGUGAGGAUUUUAACAAUGAUCAAAUUUCUGGCAAUAGCUUAAAUUUUGCCUCUCCCAGUUCUCACUUUAGGAAAAGUCCAGUUGAUUUUUCUUCGACACUUGCUGUUCCUUCGGAGGAAGCGAUGCAAUGUCAAGAUGGCUUACUUGGGAAUGUUGUAAAGGCUUCAUGUUACACGACGCAGCAGCAAAAUGUCAGCUCUUCCUUCAACAAUACCUUGGACUCUCUUGCUUCUUAUAAUGAAGACACUAGUUCCAUGGUACAAAGUGUACCCCAAACAAAUAGUCAAUUAAUGACUCAGAUGCCUCAAGUUGAGAAAUUUUAUUCAGAUGCAAGAGUGACGGAACCACGUGGUGAUUGCUUUUUUGAGCAACUGCUAGCUCUAGACGGAUUGAUUGAGAAUAGUUGUGUGUCUUUGGAUGACACAAUAAGUGAAGCGGUUAAACAGCAGAGUCCAUCUGAUUAACCAAGGAGCAUCAAAGCCAUGAAAGUUACUCCAGUCUUGGAGCUGUUUCAUCGAGAAGUUUAACUAGAAGCUUGGAUUUAUCUUAAAAUUUUAUUUCUUGCAUCCCAAGACUAUUUGAACUAGAAUUUUCUGUAGCCGCAUAUCGUAGCUUAUGGCUGGCCGUAACUUAGAGGAGAUUUAUCCUAUGUCUUUAGUAUUACUAGUAUGUGCUAGCA
Molecule: messenger RNA, 1363 nt
Organism: Medicago truncatula (barrel medic)
Lineage: Eukaryota; Viridiplantae; Streptophyta; Magnoliopsida; Fabales; Fabaceae
Product: two-component response regulator ORR24
Exons: 3
Coding region: 24-1148 (374 amino acids)
Biological process (GO): regulation of DNA-templated transcription
Cellular component (GO): nucleus
Molecular function (GO): DNA-binding transcription factor activity
Source: RefSeq, a predicted model, not a curated record